AUGAGCACCUCCAGCGCAGCGGCCUCGAUCUGCGCCGACGGCGCCCCUGGGGAGGCCUCCAUCGCGGAGGAGCCCGCCGGGCAUUCUCGAAUGCGCAAGUCCAGCUCCUCGCCGGUUCUCAGCACGCUGGGGAUCCCGGAAGGGAGGCUGGAGGCGGGCGGCGCCGAGGGCGACAGCGGCCUCAACGUGUACGUGGUGGCCAGGGCGAUCGAGCGCGGUGGGCCGCAGAUGCUGCACUCGCUGUCCAAGGACGCCAAGAACGCGAUGGUGCCCCUGGGCGUGUGCCACUACAUGACGGUGUUCGAGACGAGCGACGGGAGGCUGGUCCAGUUCGACUUCGGGCCUGCGGGGGGGGACGUGCACAAGGGGGUGCCGGUCUCCUGGGUGGCGGGCGCGGAGCGGGGCGAGGAGGGGAAGGCCGGGUUGGGCGGCAGGCACGGGGUCGAAGGCGAAAUCAGGGAGCACCAGCUUGCAGCUUUGCCAGAGGAGCAUCUCUUCAUAGGGCACACACCACUGCGGCUAAGUGACAUCCGGAGCUACAACGCAGUACAGCCUCUCCAUUACGAGCUCCAUAGCAAUGACUGCAGGCACUACGUGAACAGCCUGGUGCACUUCACGACGGGCGUGGACGGCGCCUCCGUGCAGCUCGUGCGCGAGACCUACCGCCGCCGCCACGCCCGGCCCCCGGCGCUCAGCGCCAGGGCCGUCCAGUUCGCGCAGUACUUCACGGACGUCGCGAACUGGGGCCGCGUCAAGGCGGCGAGCGGCACGACGCUGGCCACCCUGCUGGCCGCCUGGUCCGGCCGGGGCCUUGUCGGCCGCAUGGCCUCGAACACUCUCACUCCCGCCCUGAGGGCAGUCUCCGUCUCCAAGUCUCUGACCACCGUCAUCACGAAGAACCCCGUGGCGGGCGCCGCGGCCGCAGUGGCCGCGACCACGCCCACGUGGGCCGACGCCCCCCUCAUCAGGGAGACCGUCAGCCUGGGCUCGGCCAUGAACAGGGGCCUGAUGAGCGCCGCGGGAUCGGCGGCGGGGUGGCUGGACUGGCUACGCGCGCAGGGCGCGCUGGUGGACCUGGCGUCGGCGUCGUCGAGGGGAAGCAGGGGGGGCGGGGCCCUGGGGCCCGGCGUGGUGUCGAGCACGGCCGCCGUGGCGGUAGCGGUCACGCGCGGGGCGGCGGGCCUGCUGAUGAGGGGCAGGUCGGAGCGGCAUGGCAAGAGGAAGGCCCGGCGGCGGGCUGUGGCUGUGGCGGGGGUGGGCCGGGGGCUGCAGCUGGGCAGGCCGCCCAGGCUGGCGCGACCCGCGCUCCAGUCGAACGAAUGA
Ostreobium quekettii is the source of this 1323-nucleotide messenger RNA. NCBI's taxonomy places the organism in Eukaryota, Viridiplantae, Chlorophyta, Ulvophyceae, Bryopsidales, Ostreobiaceae. The record is from the annotation of a GenBank genome assembly.